Danaus chrysippus (African queen) is the source of this 525-nucleotide messenger RNA. The record is from the annotation of a GenBank genome assembly. NCBI's taxonomy places the organism in Eukaryota, Metazoa, Arthropoda, Insecta, Lepidoptera, Nymphalidae.
AUGGCGGGUGAUGAGAGUGACAGCGAUCUCAAACCCUCCCAAGUAGUUAUAGUGAGAGAAGUUUAUGAUAGUGAAAAUGCACAUAUUAAAUUUGAAAUGGAAUUGGAAAGAGCCCUUGAGGCUGGAGUGAGCAUCAUCGUAAUAGAACCUGAGCCUCUUGGAGAAGAAACCGCGAGAUGGAUAUAUGUAGGCAACCUCUUACAUAAAAUAUCUGUAUAUAGUGGCUUAUGUAGCAUCGCUUCAGGUGUUACAUGGAGUUCUUUGGCUUGCACCCCCUUUGGUGUAGUGUCAGUUUUGUGCGCUGGUUGUUAUACAUUGUCGUGGCAAUGGGAUCCUUGUUGCAAAUAUCAAGAGGAGAAAGAUCUUCGUCGCCUAUCCAAACUACCAGUUUUAAGUGAUCUAACAUCAGCCUCACCCGUUGUUCUUGUACAUACUGAUAAUAGGAAAAAAAUACUUCUACAUAGCACAGUAUCAUUAACGGCAGCUGCAAUUUGCUUAUGGAGAAUUUACAACACAUUCAAGUGA